ACCACACUGUAAUCCAUACAUCAGUCUGACAGAAAGAUGGACCUCGUGGUACAUGGAGGCCAGGUCCAGAUCUUCAUCAGGACGUCGGUGGUUCUUUUUCUCAGUCAUGGAGAUCGUCAUCACAAGACUUUAGUAUGACACUUCAGUCACAUGAUUACAGGUGCUUGUUUCUUGCUAAAUGAAGAAAGAUCAAGGACGCUUUAACAAUGGAAGGCAAUGGAAUGCUCUGCACGUUCACACUGUAAAUCGUGUUCAGCACCCUGACUACAACAAUGAGCUCACCCAGUUCCUGCCUCGUACCAUUGUAUUGAAGAAACCUCCAGGAGCACAGCUGGGCUUCAACAUCCGUGGGGGCAAAGCGUCACAGCUGGGGAUCUUUAUAUCCAAGGUGGUCCCGGACUCGGAUGCCCAUAGAGCAGGUCUGCAGGAGGGAGACCAGGUUCUUUCUGUAAAUGAGGUUGAUUUCCAAGACAUAGAACACUCGAGAGCUGUAGAGAUUCUGAAGACUGCGCGAGAGAUACUGAUGCGGGUUCGCUUCUUUCCUUACAAUUACCAAAGGCAGAAGGAGAGGACUGUACAUUAGAUGAGAGGAGAGGAGGGGGCGGAGCCUGUGCAGCUGCGUCACUGCUCGUCAUCAGCCUCCUCGUACAGUCUCUGGCCUCCACUGCGUCUCAGCUUCACGAUGACUGAUGUAUGACUAACAGGCUCACUUGAAGUCCUCUGUGUUCGGACAAAAUGUACUCCGUUAUGGUCUGUUUCCUCAGUCAUCCAGAUACCUGAUCGCUCCCUAAUCUGCUGUGAUACAUGGGGGUUCUUUGACUCUUACAGGAUGUAUCCACAGGGGAAGAUACGGUACAAGCAGAAGGAUUAAUAAGACAUUUCACCCGAUAAAUUAUGGGACCGAUACACCUCUCUUAGUGAACCAUGAUAUUUGUAGACCGAGCAUUCGUUUUUCCCUCCAAGGCCUGUGAUUAAUGUUUCUACUGUAGACAUCUGUCUUGAUGAUAAAGACAUGAAGGGGAUCCAGAUGCUCAGCUGAGUGAUGAUUAUGUACACCCACCUAAAACUAAUACAUCAGCCUGGCACUUACUAGUUUUUCCUGGAGCUUUUGAAAACAUGUUAUGGUGUAGUAUCUUUAUAAAAAAAAAAAAAGUUUUUAAUGCCAUAUGUUGACAAACUGUACAUACAAAAGAAAUAUGCAUAUGACAGCAUGGCCUGAUAUAUUUUAGGAUAAAUGAUGGUGCAAGACUUCUGGUAAAUAUCACUGAUUGUAAUAUCUCUGAAUAUUCCGUAAAUCUAAUUUUUAAAAGCGUAAUUGUUCGAAUACUAAUUUGCGUAUGUGUACAGGGAGUGCUGAUACUAAUAUACUGUUGUAUUAAAUAACAUGCUUCUGGCCUGAAAAUGUUUAAUUAUUGAAUGUAUGAACCGUGUAUUUGAGAGGCCAAAUAGUAGACAACUAACGCCUAACGUGACGUUAUGGAGGACGGCGACCACACAUCGCGCCCUGCAUCUCAAAACCGCUGGACUUUUUGGUUUAAUAUUCAGAUCAUCAGAUGCACGCUCUGGAAGUACAAUAAAUCUGUAAACAUUUGAAAAGUAUAGAAAAUAUUUUAAUACCAUCUGUAUUUCAAUGCAGUAUGCCAGUAAACAGGGUUUUUUAAAAUAUGUGCGUGUUGCAUCCCAACACCAUCUCAUCACGACAAAGUAGUUUCUAGCACCACAUUGACGUGGUCAAAAUAAACAUUUUGAACUCUG
Messenger RNA from Gasterosteus aculeatus aculeatus (three-spined stickleback), 1755 nucleotides. RefSeq names its product PDZ domain containing 11 (gene pdzd11). Gene Ontology annotation, molecular function: protein binding. NCBI's taxonomy places the organism in Eukaryota, Metazoa, Chordata, Actinopteri, Perciformes, Gasterosteidae. The record is from RefSeq and is a predicted model, not a curated record.